AUGACGGACUCCCGGGAACUUGAACCCCCGCCACAGACCCACGUCGAGGACCCGGGGGCCCAUCAGCUGGCUGAAGCUUCAGACUCGGAGGACCAGUUCACAGACGCACAGUCUGCACCCACCAGUCCUGGCGUUAGCUCGCCGGUCCCCAAGACGAGAGUGGAAAAGGUCGACAAUGAGCCCGCAUAUGGAGAGGUGCCUGGCACCGAGGCAUACAAGAAGAGAGAGCAAGAUGCUGAGCCUGAUGAGAUUGCCAUGAUACCCGAAAACGACCCCGAGUCCUCACCUUCUACUCCUCUGGAACCGGGCACUGUUCCCGUCACACUUGUGGAAGAAUCCACUGGCGAUUACCCUGGCCAGCACGACCCAGAGGAGCAAGAGAAGCACAAGGCUGAUGCUACCCCUGAUAUAAUAUUGAGCCCAAAUGGCGAGUUAAGAAGCCGCUCUAGGAGGGACUCCCUCGCAUCUUCCCAACCAACAGUCUUGGCCACACAAAACCAAGAAGCAGAUGAUGAGGUAGCAGCUGAAGAAGAGGUCGACGAUUUCGGAGAUGAUUUCGACGACUUCGAGGAGGGUGCGCUAACAUUCUUGCAGUCGAUACCCGACUUCGAUGGGCUGAGCCUGGAUGAAGUCAUCUCCGCAGUAGAACCGUGUUUACCAAACCUCUUCCCUCCCGAAGAACUCGACUUUCAACCCUUUCCGCAUUUAUCAAAAGACUCUUCCAUUUUCCUUACACCACGCUCCGCCUCCCUAUGGUCCCAGCUCGUCGCUCCCCCACCCCUCGCACCGCCCGAUUGGAUUCGUUCGCGGACCCGCCGCCUAUUCCUCGUCUCUCUUGGGGUUCCCGUAGAUUUAGAUGAAAUCCUCCCAGCCUCCAAGCAGAAGAAGCUUGUGCUGCCGUCUCUCAAUAUCCCAUCAGCCUCACCUAGAGGGUCAAGCGACUUGCGAUCGGCGACAAGACUAAAACAAGGCGACGGAAAUGCUUCGUCUACAUCGAUAGACUCUCAGGGCAAGCCGUCGACGUCCAAGAGGAGGAAAGGACCGCCACCUCAGCCAGAGUUGGAUUUGGUGGUAGCGAAGCACCUUUGCCAGACGACGGAUGAAGCUCUGGACGGUAUGACAGAUCAGGAGCUGAAACAGCAUGUGGCCAAGUUGGAGGCCAUGCAGGGGGCGGCAAAAGACGUGCUAGAUUACUGGACAAAACGGACGGACGAAAAGAUUGGGGAUCGCGAGGCAUUUGAAGGGGUUAUAGAAAACUUGGUAGCACAUGCCCGUAAAGUACGCAAGUAG
Trichoderma virens Gv29-8 is the source of this 1290-nucleotide messenger RNA. RefSeq lists its product as uncharacterized. The transcript has 4 exons. NCBI's taxonomy places the organism in Eukaryota, Fungi, Ascomycota, Sordariomycetes, Hypocreales, Hypocreaceae. Bases 1 to 1290 code for a protein of 429 amino acids. The record is from RefSeq and is a predicted model, not a curated record.